Messenger RNA from Parastagonospora nodorum SN15, 1209 nucleotides. RefSeq lists its product as hypothetical. Bases 1 to 1209 code for a protein of 402 amino acids. The record is from RefSeq and is a predicted model, not a curated record. The transcript has 2 exons. Lineage: Eukaryota; Fungi; Ascomycota; Dothideomycetes; Pleosporales; Phaeosphaeriaceae.
AUGCCAGCUGUUGUGGCAGCCUUUGGACAGCCAUACAUCAACAAGGCCAUUAUUAACAUGAGCUUCAGUCAAUCACAAGCUGCCCAUGCGCGACUCCCUGAAGGUCUCUGUGCUAUGUGGGCUGUCAUAGUCGUAGCGCGGCUUGAUGCGAAGCUUCCAUCAUGGGAUCAAGCAGCCGAGCUAGAAGCAAACCGGGACGGGCGAUGGGCUUCCUGGGCGCGAAGCGCCUUCGAAGACUUCGCACUAACAUUUUCUGAUUACCAGCCCGAUGUGGGGUGGACGGUAGUGCCAACUUCUGUUGCCAAUUCUCUGUUAGGAGAGCUUGUCCGAACCGCCUCCAACUAUUACCAAGACAGCGACCGCGAAUUCAUGCAACUCUGUACCAUGCUGCGAGAGUUUCAUAGAAAGCUGCAUAUACAUAGGGCUGUAAGCCUUGGGAGCUUUGCCUACAGCAUGCAAGAGUCUAUCCAUGAUCUGGUUCGGCAGCUUCUCGACCCAUCCGUGUCAGAGAUUAUCAUAACAGUCAACACAAUGACUGCGAACAUGAGCGCUAAUGAUCUGUCUCCAGCUGUAGAUGAGUACGUUCAAGCGCAAGCUUCCAUACUGACUAAUAACAUAGAGGUUUUCGUGCGUCAACAGACGUCGCUCAUACUGCGGGGCGAAACGGACCUUUGUAGUGAUGGUAUUGUCGAUGCUAUACGGGCGCCCCUUCGCGACCAUGUUAGAGAGGCGCUUAAUCGUCUCAUGGCCGGUUUUCAGUCAAUUUCCAGUAAAGAGAUCGACAUGGGGGACUUUGAAGCGCGGUUCAUGCUCAGUGUCUUCUUUCGCGAUGUUGCGCGAUUUUUCUCGUACGCAAGCCCUCUUCUGCGACACUACUGGGAACCAGAUUUCCAUUCGUCUGAUGCAGAUGAUUCAGAUGGCAUCAUUAUCGAUGAUGGAGAUCGGGUGUGGUACUGGCAAGAGUAUGAGCUGAGUGAGCUAGAAGAUGUGCUCACUGGUCCGGAAAACGUCGACAUUGAUCGAGUCAGUAUUCCCGUGACUGUCCUGCAGCCGUUCGAUUGUUCUAUCUGUCUCGACCAGCAUACCGAGAUUCGUCAGCUCAAUGCGUGCAGCCAUGCAUUCUGUGGAGAGUGCUUGAGCAGUCAGUUACAAACGCACCAUCCUGGCCGCUACACGUGUGCAUCGUGCCGGGCGGGCCUUCUAAUUUAA